This is a messenger RNA of Coturnix japonica (Japanese quail), 2818 nucleotides long. RefSeq names its product NADPH oxidase organizer 1 (gene NOXO1). Gene Ontology annotation, cellular component: cytoplasm. Lineage: Eukaryota; Metazoa; Chordata; Aves; Galliformes; Phasianidae. The record is from RefSeq and is a predicted model, not a curated record. Gene Ontology annotation, molecular function: phosphatidylinositol binding; superoxide-generating NADPH oxidase activator activity; protein binding. Gene Ontology annotation, biological process: superoxide anion generation.
CAGAGCCAUAAAUGCAUCCAUUGAAGGAAAUGCAGUGUGCUGUCUGAUAACAGCAGCUGCUACUGCUGCCGCCCAGAGAGCUCUGCUAACACCCAGGGAUGAUGAAGCCAAUGAUAAUAGAAACCCAGGGAUGAUAUAAACCCAGAAAUGAUGAACCUAGGGAUGACAAACCCCCCUGGCAGCAGGGAUGGGUCAUUUACUGGCAGUAUUCUCCAAAGGAUGCGAUAAGAUAAGACGCUUUUCUCCAGCUCCAUGACCUAUGCCCCACCAUCUGUGCUCAGUAUUUGCACAUUAAAGACAGGGGAGCAGGGAAAAGGCAUGCGAUAAUUUCAAAACGAUGGAGUUUUUCCUCAAGCUGCUGGGCGGAGGAGGAAGCAGGGAAGGAGCGUAGCCCUGAGUGCUGGUGCCCUCCCUCCAGCCCAGUGUAUUUAAGCUGCAGGAGGCCGUGCCCUGCUCAGCCUCCAGCUGCAGGACAGGCAGUGUGGGAAGAUGAGCCGGUUCCCAGUGGAUGUGAAGGCUGUGGGCUUGAUGCAGUGUGGAAAGCAGAAGAAGUACAUGAUGUUCGUGUCCUGGUCAGAUCAAAACAAUAUUCUUAUAUACCGGACGCUUGAAGAAUUUAAGAGAUUCCAUAAAGAACUGAAGAGGAAAUUCCCCAUUGAGAGUGGAUCGCUUAAGAGAUCUGACCGCACUAUACCCAGGUUUAAAGAUAUAAAUGGGAAACAGAAGAAGAGUGGGAAGAUAAACAGGUCCCUGGAGCGACUGAAAUUGCUGGAAACUUACUCACAGGAACUGCUGAAAGUGGAUGCGAAAAUCUCCCAGGGUGAAGAUGUGGUUCAGUUUUUCAAGGCACAAACUCAAGACCUCGACCCCUGCUUUCCUGAAGACAGUGUUGUAAUCAUGCCAUCAGAAAUUGGAGGGGAAAAGAAGAAAGAGGUGCAGCAGCAGCAGCCGCUCUCCAUUACGUACCCUCAGGUGUCUGAGAGCUACCGCUGCAUUGAAACCUUUGAAACCAAAGACACAAAGAACAAGACUUUCAAAGUCGCUAAGAAGGACGUUGUUGAAGUGUUACUGAAGGACAUGACUGGCUGGUGGCUUGUGGAAAAUGCAGACAAGCAGAUAGCCUGGUUCCCAGCCUCGUAUCUGGAACAGAUCAAUGUUCACAAGGACAUCCAGAAUGUUGGGAGCUCAGAUGAGGAGGGCAGUCUGUACUUUGUCAUGCGGGCCUAUGAGUCACAGAAAGCAGAUGAGCUCUCUCUGAACAAAGGUGUGGUGGUGGAGGUGGUCAAGAGAUCUGACAAUGGCUGGUGGCUUGUCCGUUACAAUGGGCGCACAGGAUACAUGCCCUCCAUGUGCCUCCAGGCCUACAAGAACCCCCACCACAGGCUGCAGACCAUCAUGAACAGCGGGCUCCACAUCUCCACACCCAACCUCUGCUCCUUUCCGACUCCCCAGCCCCUGCGAAACAGCACAGCAUGGGACUGCACCUCAGGGGACGGCAAUGAUGAAGAUGUGAGCUUAAGAAGCAGAUCACAAUCUCUGCCUAGGGUCAUCUCCACUCCAGACCUGGAGUCUGACAGCUCCUCGCUCAGCUCAGGCAGUGAGCCCAGAAGUGUGCUGAGCUGGAAGCCAGACUUGUCCAGGUCCCUGCCUGAAGUGGAGCAAGCAGCGAGCCCAGUCCUUGGACAUACCUCAGCCACACACAGCAGCAAAUCUCCACGCCUCACCUAUAAGGACAGGAACGACUCAGGCUUUGUGGAGCCAUCUGCUACUGACCUAAGCUCCCUCACUGACCCAGAGGUGCCCACUGGUGCCCCCAAGGUGCCCACGCGCCCCUCAGCUCAUGAGAUCCUCCAGAGGUGCAGCUCAGUCACCAAGCGGGCCCUGCAGCAGUCAGCUGCCUGCCCACCCCUCCAGGCCCUGCCUCCCCUGCCCAGUGCUGACUAGAACCCCAUGCCUCAUAUUGCAGGGACCACUGCUUUCAAGGCUUGUAGACAUGGCUUUGCUGGCUUAAUACUGUAGCAUGCACACCAUGGCCAGGGAGCUUUAACGAGGGCACACUACUGUUACUAGCAGAGCUGCAGUAGAAUGCUGCACCUCCUGUUUAGCAUAGGUCACUUAUGGCUUAGUGGCUUAGUUCACUCCCUUGGGCACGUUUUUAUCCUGUAACACCAUUUAUCAGAGCACCACAAUUUUCUUGCAUUAAUCCUCAUACUGCAACUACCUGACAGUGCUGGAGAACAGAGGAGUGAAACCCACAGCUACAGCCAUGUGAACAGCAUUUAUCUGAAUCCCUGGAAAAUAUAUAUUUAAGUACUAUUUAAUUUUUUACUUUAAUGUUACGUGAACUUGGGUAGUAGAAAACUGGCCAGGCAAAGGUGAAUUGGCUGGACCCUUUGAAUGGCUGAGGACAAAAAACAUCGGUAGUGCCUAUGAAUGUCAUCUCUUACCUUGCCUUAAUGUCAUUCUGCAGACACAGAGAUAAAAAUGGCUGCAGUACAGUUUGUUUGCUGGCUGGGUAGGGUGGCUGAGGCUAGAGCUCACAGUUACAAGCAAAACAUAAAGAGGGGGUCUGAUAAUUAUUGAACCUUACAGUACUUCCUGCUCUAAAUUCAUCUGCUAAAACUGAGAUGGAAAAAAGUUAAAGGAAAACCCAUUACUUUUGUAUAGAUUGCUGCCUUUAAUUUUAGUGAGCCUCCCAUGCCUGACUGUCUUUUUUUUGUUGUUUUUAAUUGGGCAAGUCAGCCAUCUUGCAGGUGUUUGUACUGUUCUAAGUUUUAUACGUUUGUCUCUGAAAUAAAAUGCAUACAAAUAUGCAGAA